Vigna unguiculata (cowpea) is the source of this 714-nucleotide messenger RNA. The record is from RefSeq and is a predicted model, not a curated record. NCBI's taxonomy places the organism in Eukaryota, Viridiplantae, Streptophyta, Magnoliopsida, Fabales, Fabaceae.
UCAUGGUUGUGAGUAAAACAUCAUUGUUAUUGUGUGUUAAGGAAAUGAACAACAUGGUGAUUGUUUCCUUAAGCUCUCUGGUGCUCCUCUUUGGUGCCAUGGUUGAACUCCCUCAAGCACUUGCACACUCUCCUACUAAACCACCUCUUCACAACGCUCCAUCUGAGGCACCAUCUCCCACUUACGACCCUCCAACUCACACAACACCCUCCUUUUAUAAGCCACCAACUCAGAAACCACCGUUCGAGAAACCACCGUUUUACACUUCACCGUUUGAGAAACCCCCACUCUAUAAGCCACCGUUUUACGAGUCUCCACCCUUUGAGAAACCACCACUCUUCGUGCCACCCUUCAAGACGCCACCUUUUCCGAUGCCACCCUUCGAGAAACCACCACUUUCUGCACCGCCAUUUACCAUGCCACCCUUUGAGAAACCACCGCUUUUUGUGCCACCCUUUAAGAUACCACCGCCACCACCGCCACUUCACAUGCUACCUUACCCUAAGUUCUUUCCCAUGUACUGCACUUGCUUCUGAAGCAGUGUUACAUGUCUACAGUUGCAUUGAUUUCUGCUAAAUAAGAGGUAGCUGCUGCAUGCUACCACUCUCUGUCUUCUCAGUAUUGUUAUAAUUAAGGUGCAAUGUAAUACUUGUGUGUGUUAUGAAUGCUUUUAUUUGAAUAUCAAAAGAAUAUAAAUGUUGUUUACUUUCAAAA